AUGAAAAUUAAAUUCGAUGCCGAAAUUGUGGGUGACUACUGGACAAGCUGUGAGAAUCGAUGGAAUAUCGAACUUGGCAAGCAUCGUCACAAACGAUUGUUCAUGAAUCCAAUGGCAAUUGGAGCGAGUCUUGAAGAGGGUUACAGUCAAUUUGAGAAUGAACAUGGAAGUGAAAGACUAGAAGGAAUUCUUGCAUUUAUUCUGAAGACGGCAAGAUUUGCAAUGCCAUUGAAAGAGAUGAUUCAAUCCGAUUUCGUUUGUCGUCGUGGACUUCUCCGCAACAUUUCUAUCAAUAAAAACUCCACAACCUAUAUCAGUUUCUAUGCAGUUCGUCACCGAGGAGUAAUCUUUCUCUGUGAAGACAAAGAGAAUGAUACUCCUGAUAAACUUCGUCGUGCCAUGUAUUACUCUCUUAAAUUUGAGCAAUUGAUGACUCUUCCGCAAACGAGCAGAGUGGCUGCAUCCAAGACACACGAGACGAAGGCUGUGAUUCAGGCUUGUCUCAAGAAAGAGGGUGAGGAGGAUGUUCGUAUUUAUUAUGCGGCUGAAAUCGACUGUCUCAAUGAAGCCGGGUCACCAGUUGAGUUCCGAACAAUCAGUAAACCAUUGGAGAGUGGAUGGGAUAAGAAUAGAACAAUGGCUUGGUAUAUGCAUUGCUUUUUAGCCAAUGUCAAGACAGUUUAUGUCGGAGAAAGACAACGACUUUGUUUGAGAGAUAUCAAGUCAAUCGACACCGAGAACAUCUACACCCACCGUACUCAACCGUGGGACCGUGAAUCUUGCAUUGAACACAUCUUCACUACUCUCACUUUCGUCAGACAUUAUAUGACACAAGAUGGAAUGGCAUUGAAGUUCACAGCCAUCAAUGGUACAAACUACGUGUCAACUACUGAAUUCGGGGCCUACAUUGUUCCGGAGAACUUUCUUCGUCAUUUUCCUUUCUGA
Molecule: messenger RNA, 945 nt
Organism: Caenorhabditis remanei
Lineage: Eukaryota; Metazoa; Nematoda; Chromadorea; Rhabditida; Rhabditidae
Exons: 6
Coding region: 1-945 (314 amino acids)
Biological process (GO): nuclear-transcribed mRNA catabolic process; NAD-cap decapping
Cellular component (GO): nucleus; cytosol
Molecular function (GO): mRNA 5'-diphosphatase activity
Source: RefSeq, a predicted model, not a curated record